Messenger RNA from Xiphophorus maculatus (southern platyfish), 6971 nucleotides. RefSeq names its product ventral anterior homeobox 2 (gene vax2). Gene Ontology annotation, molecular function: DNA-binding transcription factor activity, RNA polymerase II-specific; DNA binding. The transcript is spliced from 3 exons. Gene Ontology annotation, biological process: brain development; central nervous system development; regulation of DNA-templated transcription. The record is from RefSeq and is a predicted model, not a curated record. Bases 886 to 1800 code for a protein of 304 amino acids. NCBI's taxonomy places the organism in Eukaryota, Metazoa, Chordata, Actinopteri, Cyprinodontiformes, Poeciliidae.
CCUUUUCGCUCUGUGUUUGUGAAGACGGGGUGGAACCUGCCGGUUCUGCUCGCCACGCAAAUGAAAAAUUACAACAACGAAAAAAUAGUAAUAACAACAAAACCUAACAAGCGCGCGCGCCAAACUUUUGUCGAGGCGCCCGCCGGUGUUUUCCCAUUUCCUACCAGUCCCCACCUAGAAGGGCUCUCUAUCUAAGACAUCUUUUUAUUUUUUCUUCCUCCUCCUCUGUGUGCCGACCCCCUUCAAUGUGGCGCCGCCAACACACACUCCAAGGAUCCGCAGAGGCAGCCGGUGUGACUGGAAGUGAAGCUGGUCCGGACAAACCAGCCGAAACUUUCCCUGGUCUGUUUUGAACUGCAGCCGCUGCUCAGAUUUUUGUUUUUCUCUCCAUCCUUUUUUUCCCCCCUGCGCGUCGCCUCUCACUUUUUCCUUUCGUUCCGCCUUCCUCCGCGUGCGAGCGUGUUUGUGGCACCUCCCUGCUCCUCAACAGAUCUCCACCUGCACCUCCUGGCUGCUGACUAAAUAAUAAUAAUCACGAUAGUUGUAGUAAUAAUAACAACAAUAAAAAACAGCCCGAGGUCUCCUCCCCUGAGCCCGGCCGGCGAACCCUCCUCCAGGUUCCGACUCUGGACGGUGCGUCAUGCCGCCACACCUGAAGUGCACAUCGGUUCCGCUGCUGGACCGCGACGUGUGUUUAUAAGUGGAUCUACUUGUUGUUUUUUGUUGUUGUUGUUGUUUGUUUUUGCUUUGAGGGAGAGGUGGGUAUGCUCUGCUCGUCUCUGGAGAACAUUGGCAAAGAAAAGAGCAGAAAGUAGAGAAGAGCGACUAGAGAGAAGGAAGGAAGGAGAAGGACUCGUCCUCACAGAGACUCUAACUUAGUUGUAGAUGUUCGAUCAGGCCACGACUAUGGGAGAUGGGAGCCACCGCUGUGGACCCAACCCGCUGGACAGGAUGGAGGGCAAGUGCCGCCCCGACAUGGGCAGCAGGUCCCCCGUGCAGAGCUCCACCGACACGCCGGGGACCUCCGCGUCCACGCCGACGUCCUCCAGCGAGGACGGGCACGACAAACUUCUGGGAGUGGACCCGGACUACUGUCGCCGGAUAUUAGUGAGGGACGCCAAAGGCACCAUCCGGGAGAUCGUCCUGCCUAAGGGCCUGGACCUGGACCGGCCCAAACGCACUCGGACCUCCUUCACGGCCGAGCAGCUGUACCGCCUGGAGCUGGAGUUCCAGCGGUGCCAGUACGUGGUGGGCCGUGAGCGCACGGAGCUGGCCCGGCAGCUGAACCUCUCCGAAACCCAGGUGAAGGUCUGGUUCCAGAACCGUCGGACCAAGCAGAAGAAGGACACCACCAAGGACUCAGACAAGCGCUCCUCCUCCACGUCAGAGUCUCUGGCCACCUGCAACAUCCUGCGCCUCCUGGAGCAGGGCCGCCUUCUGUCGGGGCCCGCCCCGCCCCCAAACUCCCUCCUGGGGCCCCCAGCUCACCCCACGAACGGCUCCCUGCUGGGCAGCCCCGGCGGCGGCUCCUCCACCUCCCCGGGGAUCAGCAGCAGCACCUCGCCCAGCUCCCUACCCGGCGGGACAUUCGGGCUCUCGCUGCCGUCUCUGGGCGGCACGCCGUCUUCGCCGCGGCUCGGGGUCCCGCCCCCGCACUCCCUCUGCUUCUCCAUGCCCCUGCUGGGGGGGGCCCAUCACGAACUGACGUCCACCUACGGCUGUGGGUCGUCAGCCUUCGAACCGUACAUGCGGCUGGACAGGAAGGAGGCGGAUCUAGGUGGGAAGAAAACGGUUUCCUAAGCGGACCUAAGGCGUGUGGGACGUGACUCCAGGAGCCUCAUGCUGCCAGCAGGCAAAGAAAACCUGUGACCGGCAGCGACAGGGUCGCUUUCUGGCAGCGUCAUGUGCAAGGACAAAAAAAAGAAAGAGGAAAAGACUUGGUGAAAAGUGUUAGAACUUUGUUUUUGUUUUUUGUUUUGUUGGAGAAUUGCUGUGUGUAUGUUGCAGACAGAUGUUUUUAUCAUCACUCUCUCUACAGUAGUUUUAAGUCACUUUUUGUCCAGUGAGUUUGUGAGUGUGAUAUUUUUCCACCCCCCGCUCCCCCUCUCUCUCUUUAUGGGUCUUUUUUGCUGUUCAGGAAGAAAAACAACCAACAUACUUGACAUGAAUAAUUUGAAGCCGUUCGCAGCAGAGAACCUGCAACAGGAGAGGCGUUGAGUUCCGGUUCCAGGUUCUGUGGCGAGGCCCGGUUUUCGCUUCAGCUGAGCUCAGUGUCUGGACGAGAUGAGCAGUAACUACAUCUUACAGUUCCUGUUCAAGUGGUCGUGUUUGACUUUUAGUUAACGUGCUAUCACCGUAGAAAAGAAACACACACACACACACACAAAAAUAAUCGUAGCUUCUUAAUAUCAGUCUGUUUGGUGUCCAGAUGUAGUUUUUGUAAAAUCGUUCUUUUUCUUUUAGUUAUUAUUAUUUUAUUUUGAUUGUGUUUGUGUAAAUGCUAGGAUGCAGACGAAUGGUGCAAACUUACAGUACAUAUCCAUGGCUGACAGUUUAACAUGAAAGGAAGUGAAGACGAGCACAGGUGUGAGGAAGAUGGCGGAAAGAUGAAGCUGCAGAGCUGGUCGACAUUUCGUUUAUCGAGGUCGCAGCCCCAAGAUAGAACGAGGGAGAGAGAGAAAGAGAAAGAGACGACCUCUGAACCCAGAUUCAGGUUGAUUCGCGUGUCUCACAGCUUCUCAGUCAAACUCGGAGAGAGUUCACAGAUAGAAAAAUAAUCUAUUUAAGGAGAAUCAAUCUGGAGGUUUUCGCUCCGGCCUCCUUUUCAGGGCUCGAGCUGAAGCCGCAGGCGAUGAAUCAACAUGUUGCUCCACCGAAAAUUCAUCCCCAACAAACAUAUUUGCUUGAAUGAGAGAAUGCCGAGUCCAAAGUCAGCACGUUUAGACUGCCGUGUGUUUUGCUUUUUGUAAAGCGGCAAGUUUGUGUCGUCGUUUUUUUGUUCAUUUUUUAAAAUCCAUCAUCUGAAAAUGUUCGUGGAAUAUUUAAGAUUGGGCAUGGGCCGAUAGGAGAUUCUCACGGAUUGAGUGAAAAUGUUGUACACACUAAAAUGUAAAAAAAACAAACAACUUACAUUCUUCAAAGCAGGAAAAAAUAAUUAUUCCUGCUGUUGCUAAAGUAAUCUGAUCAAAGCAGUCAUAAUAAUGUGAUUUCUUGCAUUUAUUUUUGUGUUAUUCACAAAAUGGAGCAAAAGUAUAGAAACCUUUGAAAUGUUUUCAAAUAUUUAUUGCCAAGAACAGUUUUCCUAUUCUGCUCUUUAUUCACCUUCCAGUUACCUGCCAGGUUACGUCUGAGCAAAUAUGUACUAAAACAUGUUGACCUAAAGUCUGAUUAUGUAUAACAGCGCAUCAAUCCGUACAAACAGAGACUGGAGGUGAAAACACAGAAUAUUUCCGCCGUUAUAUGGUUUUAAAUCACAGAUGAGAUUAAUUGCGCCUUCGGCCGUUUUUUGAGGCGAGUUUUGGUUUUGGUUUUGAAAAUGUGGUCCGGUUUGUUCAUGUAGUGAUGAAUCAUUCCAGAUCCUAGAACAUAACAACCCUAAUCGUUUUUAAAAUGUAAAAUCAGAUCCGAUUUUUACAGGAGUUUGUUUACAGCUGGGACUUGAGGACUGGGCUGCCCAUGAGGGAUUUGUGACAGGAGAACUCAUUAAUAGUAGUAAGAGCAAAAGAGUCUUUUACUGUUGUCAGAAUGUCCUGUAACACUGGAAAACGUCUCCAGAUUUAUCUGUAGAUGAAAAAUGAUCUGUUUUUGAAAAAAAGCUCAGUUAGCAAUGGUAGAAAUAGCAAACUUACAAGUCUUCUUCAGUGGCUUAAUUUAGGUUUUUCAGCUAAAUUCAUGUUUAUUUCUUGUCUGCUGGUAACCAAAGGAAAAUAAUGCAGUGAUUAAAGGAAUAGUCCUGACUUUACUUUGAAAGGAUGUUUCAUGCAACGUUAUUCUUUAGAAAGCUGGAUGAAAGGAUCAGAUACUGUUGAGGAAACAUUUUUAUUGUGAUCGUCACAAAGCAGGAGUAGCUGUGUUGCCAUUACAAACGUGCGCAAAACUUUGUCGAUGUUUCGCUAAUGUCAAGAAACGCAAUUUUACGAUUUAAAUAAGAAAUUCAAUUAAAACCAUGUGUGAAUGAAUUUGCUCAUGCGAUAAGUCAUUAAAAAAAGUCAAUGACAUCAUCUUCCUGUCAUUUUCUUUGUCAUUUCCGCCAGCAGUAGCGUCUUGUUGAUCACAUGACUCAUGAUGUGGAAAAAGUGUUUCCGUUGCAGUUUUGCUAAAUACGCUCAUUUCGAUGCAGGCGAAAAAGUUUCUUCAUCCUGAGGCAAAAACCUUUUAUUGAAAAACAUGAUUUCGACGUGUUUCCAUCAAGCAAUUUUAUUUUCACAAAUACAGUUUGUGAAAUUAUAUAUCCGAUGGAACAGCUACAGAAAAUAUGCCUGUCUAGUUAAUCAGGGUUAUUUUGUUGGACUGCAGUUUAGCGAGCUUGCUGCUCGUUGUCAACUCGUACUUUUCCGACCUUCGAACCUUAAUAGUAACAAAAAGUGGGACUCUUUCAGUUUCCAUGUUAUGAGGACAUUGUGCAGCAGCAGGACACUAAAUGCGCCAUGCAGCCAGAGAACAAAGCUACCUUUCUCCUAUCAUCUCAUCUAGACGGCAGUAUGAUCUGAACGUUUUGCGUUUUACGCCGAUAGCUUAAACUUUUUUAAAGAUCUACGUGGAAACUUGUGAGCGUCUUGGUGAGCCCUGAGAGUGCCGACUGGCCCAUGCCUAGCAGAGAAGCGUUUCUCUGCAUUACACAAGCAUCAUUACAGUGAGUUUCACUUUGACCCUGCUCUUGUUUUCCACCUCCCAUCAUGCUUCACCUUGGCCCUUCCUUCUGAUUGCUCUUCAUUGAAAGCACUUUAUGGUUUGGUUUUCUUUUCACAUCGCCAGCUGUUGCUUCAUCCUUAAGCUUUUAUGUUUGUUUUUGUUUUUAUAAAAAAAAAAAAAAAGAAGAAGAAGAAGAAGCCAUUUAUUGAAGGCAAAAAGAGAGAGAAAAAUCUAAUGUUUUUUUCUCUGGUUGGCAUUUCGCGGCGGCUUAGUCUUAGAAAAGUCGAUUUUCAUUAUUGCAGUCCCUCGGUUGGUUUUAUAAUUGACUGCACUUUUUUUUUUUUUAUAAUUGAAUGAUUUGAAGCUAAGCUGACCUCCGUGCGUUUGGGUUGGUGAAAAUGACAUUCAUUGAGGGUGCGGGGAGCCGAGGGAAAAUGGAAGGGACCACCUGUUUUGCGUUGUUUUUCUUUCUCACGAGAAGCAAUUCAUCCAGGUUUCCUUCUUGUCCAAAUCACCUCUCGAGAACCCGCAAUUUGCAACAGUUUGCCCUCAAUUUGCGCGUGUCGUUUGAGCUUUCAUUCCCCUCUUCGCUCCUGCUUGUCAUCACUUUUUCCUUUUGAAUGUUUUCCGUUGUGUGUGUGGUUUAUUUAUUAAUUUUUUUAUUUUCUUUGUUGCUAUUUUUCUCUCAGUCUGAGGUGUUUCUGCAGCAUAGAAAAGGAAAAGCAAAAAAAAAAAAAAAAUCAUCAAACAGCAGAGAAAGGUACUGCCGUGACAUCAAUUUGUAAAACACUUACGAGGGAAGGCAGGGCUGGUUUUUCCGAUAAAUUUCCACGGGGAGCGCGUGGAGAGGAUCUGACCUCGGUGUGUCGGCUCGCGGGGCCUUUUGGCGCCCGUGUAGCAGCGGUUUGUAGCUGAUGAUUUCUGCAAAAAGAAAAGGGAAAAAAACAACAAAAAAAACACCCACUCUGGGCUUUUUGCAGCAGUACACCUGUGCUCUUGUCGAACGCUGUAUUAUUUUCCAUAAGCACCAUCCAUAAUUCACACGCUCCUGCAUCAAAUAUUGAGCAGUGAAACCGAGCUGAGAGGUCAGGAGGGCCCGCUUCUCGUGUAAAAACCGCCGCGCUCCUUCGCAGAUUGUCUUUCACUCCACCCUUUUCCUUCGCAGCAUCUGUUCUCGUUAUUUUUUAUUUUUUUACGUUGCUUCACUUGCCUGAGAUAAUUGAUGCGAAAGAAUAAAAAUAAAAAAAUCUGUUAUUUAUCGGUAGAAACCUGCUCACUUUCAGUCUCAGCCACCGUGACGUGUGGACAGCGUUGUAAAUGAAGGAAAGAAAAGAAGAAGGAAAAAAAAAAACAGGUUAAGGCUUCUCUCACUUUCAUGUUUUCUUCUCUUGAGAUUCAGCACCGACUCCUUUUUAUGUCAUUGAUCGAUGGUGUUUUGUAAUGUAUAUCUGCAGUUGUUGUAUCGUGUGCUCAGCUUGGAGGGGGCGGCAAAAGGUUGAGAGAGCGAGACGCCGCUUCUCUUCCCAGAAAGAACUGAUAAAGCCUUGCUUCGGAUUGGACAAAAGCCCAUUUCCUGUUUAUUUAUCCGUUUCUUCUCAUUCCAGCUGAGAGGAAGUUUUACUUUUGGUCGUUUUUAUUUUUUAUUUUUUUAAAAGAAAUGCUCUCCGUGGUUCUUUUAGGUCGUAUGAAGCUGUUGUUUUAAUUUCUCAGGAUGCAGAGGCCCCCCCCACCCUUUUUAUUUUUUUUCUCUUUGAGCAGUAAAACAAAACCGAAAGUCAAGCUAACGGCACCAGCUACAAACAUGUACAUAGAUAUAAAUUUAUAUAUAAAUAUAUAUAUAAAUGGGUCUUUGCACAAGUUAUCUCUGUGUCUGCUCUGUGUGAUUUUAACAGGGGGGAAAAAAGCAAAAUGUGAAAGAAAGAUUAGGCAAAAAAGAAAAACAACAACAACUUUAUAUAUGCUUUACAGUUCUUUGUCUCAUUAACAUUUUGCACUUAUUUAAAGAGGCUUUCUUUGGUUUCCGGGCUGACGGAGCUGUUUUCACGCUCUGCUGAGAUAUUGUACAAUAUGUAUAUGUAUUUUUAUUCAUAUGCAUAUAAAUAUAUGUCUAUGUAAUUUGA